This is a messenger RNA of Acaromyces ingoldii, 1861 nucleotides long. RefSeq lists its product as hypothetical. The transcript is spliced from 3 exons. The coding region runs from base 430 to 1797 and encodes 455 amino acids. The record is from RefSeq and is a predicted model, not a curated record. Lineage: Eukaryota; Fungi; Basidiomycota; Exobasidiomycetes; Exobasidiales; Cryptobasidiaceae.
GGCUCGAGCGCCUGCCCUUGUCCUUUGCCGCUCUUGUACGGUACGAGCCAAGAAGGAGCCGAGAGGCCGGCCGGCCGGCCUGUCUGUCUGCUUGCCUGCCUGCUUGCCUGCCUGCUGGGCUUUGUCUGGGCUUGCUUGGCUGGAACGUGUCUUUUCCGGAUCACUGUAGCAGCAAGGCGAAUAUUUCCGGAAUACAUACACAAGAGGAAGAGAGAGAAAAGGAAAAGAAAAGGGGUCAGCCUCGUCCGCACAUAACAUAAAAAGGGGUAGGCCAAGCCAUCACUCCCUCUGCAUCACUCUCCCAUCACUCCCCCUCAUUUUUACGACCUUGACGACUUCUGGUUCUGACGACAUUACGACCCCCACAACAUCGAUACCACGACCAGCAUACAAGAUCAACAACGACGAAAAGCACACAGUCUAGACACAAUGGUUCUCAACAUCAAGAAGAGCAUCAAGAGGGUGACGUCGCCCAAGGCGAAGCGCGAAAAGGUCGACGAGGCGGCCGCCCCUGCGGUCGAGGCCGAGGCCACCGCUGAGCCCGCUGCUGAAGAGGCCAAGGUCGAGGAGACUAAGGCUGAGGAGACCAAGGUUGAGGAGGCCGCCGUUGAGGAGCCUGCUGCUGCCGAGGCGCCCGCUGCCGUCGAGCCCGAGGCUGUCGAAGAAGAGACCGCCAAAGAAGAGACCGUCGAGGAGAAGGCUGUCGAGGAGGAAUCCGCCGAGCCCGAGACCGCCAAGGAGGAGGAGGUCGCCGCUGCCGCCGCUGUGACCGAAGAGGAGAAGACGGAAGAGAAGGAGGCCGACGACGUGCACAUCCAGCCCAUCAGCGACGAGGACAAGGCCAAGAAGGCCGAGGCCGAGGCAACGCUGGCUGCGCUCCAGAAGGAGGCCGCUGCUGCCCGUGAGGCUGCCGAUGUCGCCCGCAAGGCCGCCGACGCUGCCCGUGACGCCGAGGUCGCCGCUGCUGAGGCUGAAGCCAAGGCCACGAUUGCUGCUGCCAACGCCGAGGCCGAGGCGGGCGUCGCGGCGGCCAAAACAGAGGAUAGCGUCGACCGCGACGCCGUGCAGAGCGAAGUCGUCGCCAAGGAGCUCGCCCGCCAGCGCGCAGAGGGCCUCAAGGUCAAGGCCGAGGCAGCAGCCAAGGCAGCCAAGGAGCUGGCCGAGCGACGCAGCCAGGACGCCGUCAAGGCUGCCGAGGCCGAGUACGAGGCCGAGAUGGCGGCCUUUACGAGCGUGCUCGAGGCGCGCCGAGCCAAGAAGAUUGCGGCUGCGCAGCACGAGAAGCUCAAGAACGUGACGCAGGCCAGCGUGGCGCGGCGCAAGAAUGUGGCCAAGAUCGAGACGGAGCUGACAAAGGCCGAGAAGCAGGCGGCUGAGAAGCGCAUGGCGGCUGAGCGCCAGGCUUGGAAGGAGCGCCAGGCGGCCGAGGACAAGGCCCACAAGGCCUUUGCUGCUGCCCAGAAGCUGGCGCACAAGGAGCGCGAAAAGGCCGAGAAGAAGGCCGAGGCCGAGCGGGCCCAGGCGGUCAAGGAGGCCGACACCAAGAAGCAGGCUGCUUUCACCGAGAUCGAGGCCGAGCGCAAGGCGGCUCACCUCGACGAGGAGGCAAAGGAGCGCGUUGCCAACGCCGAAGCGGCCGGCAGUGGCGAGGUCGCCCUGCCCGUCGAGAAGAAGAAGUGGUUCUUUGGCAUCUUUGCCAAGACCAACGGUGCCGCCCCAGCCGCCAUUGCCGAGGAGGAAGAGGCUGCCCCCGAGGCUGCCCCCACGGCCGCCCCUGCCGCUGUCGCAGCUGCUUAGAUCAGUCUCGCUCUCCCCCGAUCUUAAGACACAAGAGAUAUACCCCCACCCUUGCAGUGUCCCU